UACAGACCUGUACUGUUCUUGAGAGAACACAAGUUACAGAUUAGGACAGUUUGACUGUGCCAAGACAGAAUGAGGUAGUCCUUAAUGAUUCCUGUUUCACUAAAGUCUAUCAGAUUCCUAGGUCAGAAUGUUAAGACUGGAUGCCACGAGCAUCUGUGGGAGCAGAGCAGAGGGAAGCGGUGGGCCUGUCGGAGCAUUAGGUUUUGAGCUUGAGCCUUUUGAAUCCAGGAUCUUGAAAUGCAUGGUGAUUCCUGUCCCUUGGACUGUAAGGAUUAUUUUGGUAAUCUUGGAAACAGUGGGAACAAGACUGAAUUAGAACGGGCCUUUGGCUAUUAUGGACCACUCUGAAGUGUGUGGGCUGCAAACCCUCCUGACUUUGCUUUCAUCGAAUUUGAGGAUCCCCGAGAUGCUGCUGAUGCUGUCGGAGAGCUAGAUGGAAAAACAGUAUGUGACUGCCAGAGUGUAAGAGUGGAACUGUCAAAUGGUGGAAAGAGAAGUCAGAAUCAUGGCCCGCCUCUCUCUUGGGGUCAUCGUUACCACAGGAGGAGUCCUCCACCUCAGCGCAGAUCCCCAAGAAGGAGAAGCUUUUCCCAAAGCCAGAGCAGGUCACUUUCUAGAGAUAGGAGAAGAGAAAGGUCUCUGUCUCGUGAGAGAAAUCACAAGCUGUCUCCAUCCUUCUCUGCUCUCAUAGCCGAUCAAAUGAAAGGAAAUAGAAGACCAGUUUGCAAAAGUGGUGUACAGGAAAUAACUUCAUUUGACGGGAGUAUGCACAGGAAAUUAAAGUUUUGUUUGAGACUUCAAAAAACAAAAUGCUCCAACUUUCUGACAUAUUGGGGCUGUAUAGGUAGGCAGCUGUGUCUACAACUUGUCCCAGUUCUGGAAGCUGUGUUAGGCUUCCUAUAUUUUCAAAUGAUAUUAGUCAUUCUCAUAUGGAUUUCUGACAGGUUGAAAGACCUGGUUAUAGUCUCAUAGCCAUAUUUAGCAUUGAGAGAACAUAUUUAAUAGGAUAGUUUUCAGAUAGUAUACAAGCUAAACCAGAACAUGACAUAUAAAAUUAUAAGCCUUUUUAAGUUAGGAUAGAUGACAGAGUGCUUUAUUUAACUGACAAAAUGAUAGACUGGGUGUUAGGUGUAUCUUAUGCUUUAUUAAUUACAGAAUGGUAAUAGUUAUGCUCAAUUUAUAUCUAAGAGAAAACAGCCUUUCAAUUGAACAAAAAAAAGGGGGAAAUGUAGAUUGCUGUCUGUAAGCAGGAAACGGCAGGAGAAAGAUCAGGAUAGCGCCUGUGAUUGGACGGUAGAAAAGGAAGGCGGGCUGAGAGUUUUAGAGAUGAGUACAGAGAGACAGAGGAGGAAGGAAGAUGGAGGAAGAGAAAAAUGAUUCAGAUUCCACAUGGCUUUAAAUGGCCACAGGUAACUGAAUAUCUUGUAAGGGAUACAUAAUUACAGGACAAGUCUUAUCUAGAUAGGCAGUUUAUAUCAAUAUCAAUUGGCUCUGAAUUCAUUGUGUGGAUGUUUUGUGGGGUGAGAAUUUACUGAUAUAAAUCUGCUUGAUAAAU
Rattus rattus (black rat) is the source of this 1555-nucleotide messenger RNA. Its product is annotated as serine/arginine-rich splicing factor 3-like. The record is from RefSeq and is a predicted model, not a curated record. Gene Ontology annotation, cellular component: nuclear speck. Gene Ontology annotation, molecular function: RNA binding. NCBI's taxonomy places the organism in Eukaryota, Metazoa, Chordata, Mammalia, Rodentia, Muridae. Gene Ontology annotation, biological process: mRNA splicing, via spliceosome.